UGAAUUGAAAUGGAACAAUUACUGUUGUUUUUUUAGUUACCAUGUCGAUUUUAAUCUUAAAAGAUUGAAAUUCUGUUACUGCGAAGCCUCUGAACUAUAAUUUAUUUCAUUAUGGUUGUGAUGAAAUUAGUAAUAAAGUGAAGAUAGUAUGUUAUCAUGACUAUCAUCCUCUUUGGAUUUAGAGUUGUCUUGGAUGACUUCUUGAAUGUAUGAAAAUGGUUAUUGAUAGUGAAUAUACCAAUUCAUGAAUGAAUGUUCCUUUGGGCAACAAUGUUAAGCAAACGAAUUAUUAUGAAUGUAUGCAAAGCUGUCCACGAUGUUCUAAGUUGAAUUUUUAUGCGAAGAGACGUGGGACAACAAUGAGAUUAUAUGAAUCCAAGGAUGUAGAAUUCCCUUGGAAGUUUAUGUAAUCCUUGGCCAGGUGAAUGGAUAAGAUUUUCACCUCUUAGGAGACGUCCUACGGUGAGCAAAGAGAGCUUAUGGAGUUGCCUACGGAUAUGAUUCGAUCCUCUUAGGAGUCAUACUACUUUGAGCUAUGCUCAUGGAGGCACCCCUAUGGAUAAGGAUAUGUUUAUGAGAUUAGAAUGAUUAAAUGUUUUAUGCUAUUGAAUUUACUUUGUUUUAUAAUCAUUUGUACAAGCAUGUUAUGGCUGUUUGACUAAUAUCUGUUGCAGGAAAAUAUGGAACUUAAUAAGGGACUAAGUUUUAAAAGGUCCUUGGUUUAUUGAGAGUCUCUCUCUCCCCUUUGGGGCUGCUCAUGCAGGUACUAAAGAAGAUCAAGGACUGAGGGUGCUCUGAAGUGCAUAUUGUCUUUUGUGUUUUCGCUGCAGUUGCUCCGCCAAUUAUCUUCAAACGAAAAUCUCUUGCAUGAGUGUCCUAAUCUUACAUUCAUUUAAACUUGUGCUGGAGAUGCUCUGUGACUUAUGCUAAUUGCAUCAUCAACGGAAAUCAAAGGAUCAGAAAGCAUUAAUCUAAAUUUGCACAUCUUGGCAGUAGUUUUCACUUUUUCAGUAGUUAAACUUGAUGUCUUUUAGAAAAACCCCAUUCCCUCGUCUCCUCCUUAACGAUGUCGCUUGCAUGAGAAAUGCCCAGCAAGUUUUGCGUCAUGUGAAUGUCUCUCUUCAUGAUGGAGCGGCGUUGAUGCUAACAGGUGCAAAUGGCUCAGGGAAGACAACUUUCCUGCGCAUGUUAGCUGGGUUUUCUCGUCCUUCUGCUGGUGAAAUCCUUUGGAAUGGCCAUGACAUUCAAAAAUCUGGAAUCUUCCAUCAGUAUAAGCUUCAGCUUAACUGGCUCUCCUUCAAUGAUGCCAUUACAGAUAGGUUUACAGUUCUUGACAAUGUUCAGUGGUUUGAAGUUCUCGAAGGAAAGCAAGGGAAGGCUAUGCCUGCCCUUGAGUUAAUGGGAUUGGGAAGAUUGGCCAAGGAAAAGCCAAGGAUGCUGUCUAUGGGCCAGCGGAAAAGACUGCAACUUGCCAGAUUGCUGGCAAUGGAUCGCCCCAUAUGGUUGCUGGAUGAGCCUUCAGUUGCAUUGGACGAUGAAGGUGUAAAGUUACUUGAGUAUAUAAUCGCAGAGCAUAGGAAACAGGGAGGAAUUGUGAUUGUGGCGACUCAUUUACCCAUUCAGAUUGAAGAUUCCAUGGUCUUGAGGCUGCCACCAAGGUUUCCAAGGAGGAUGACUUUUGUGGAUAUGCUUGACCGGGCAGACAUUUGUUAAGUUUCCUGUUUUCAUUCACGUUCUCAUCGAAACAGGUUUAAGUUCUGGAAUCACUUAUGCGCAGUCAGUGUCAUUUUUGACAAUUCAGUCAGUAGUAUUCACUGUUGAGUUGUCUUUGUAUUACAGUCGUACAUGCUUGUAGACUUGCAUUUUGAUGCUUCUGUUCAUGUAACUUCCAUGAAACAUUUUAAGGGCCCUGAGAAUCAUAUUUUGUGGGCGGCAUUCAGGCUUCAGCUAAGAAUAAGAUAAGAU
Gastrolobium bilobum is the source of this 1965-nucleotide messenger RNA. RefSeq names its product ABC transporter I family member 1. The transcript has 4 exons. The record is from RefSeq and is a predicted model, not a curated record. Bases 1024 to 1713 code for a protein of 229 amino acids. Gene Ontology annotation, molecular function: transmembrane transporter activity; ATP binding; ATP hydrolysis activity. Gene Ontology annotation, biological process: cytochrome complex assembly. Lineage: Eukaryota; Viridiplantae; Streptophyta; Magnoliopsida; Fabales; Fabaceae.